AUGGCACUAGCUCUUCAAAGGCGGGCAAAUGUGAGGCUACCUCCAGAAGUUAAUCGGAUAUUGUAUAUAAGAAAUUUACCAUAUAAAAUUUCAGCUGAGGAAAUGUAUGAUAUAUUUGGCAAAUAUGGAGCUAUUCGACAAAUAAGAGUUGGAAAUACUCCUGAAACAAGAGGAACCGCCUUUGUAGUAUAUGAGGAUAUCUUUGAUGCAAAAAAUGCUUGUGACCAUUUAUCUGGAUUUAAUGUUUGCAAUCGGUAUUUAGUUGUACUUUACUAUAGAUCAAAUAAAGCAUUUAAGGGUAUGGAUAUUGAAAAGAAACAAGAAGAAUUAGAUACACUGAAAAAGAAAUAUGGAAUUUCAUCUGAUGAUUUAAGGAAAUAA
Messenger RNA from Danaus chrysippus (African queen), 381 nucleotides. NCBI's taxonomy places the organism in Eukaryota, Metazoa, Arthropoda, Insecta, Lepidoptera, Nymphalidae. The record is from the annotation of a GenBank genome assembly.